AUGCACCAUCUCAUCCGUGCAUUGAUGAACUUACGAUAUGAUGGUGGCAUAAGAGUUGUAUUUUUGCCAUCCAAUGUAACAGCUCUUUGCCAACCAAUGGAUCGGGGUGUGCUUCAAAUGCUAAAGAGAAGGUACCGCCGGCGAUUUCUAAAAUCCUUGUUGUUAUUGUCCUGUCCAAAGAAGUGCAGAGUGCGAAAGAAAGAAAGCAAAAAGCUCGUUUCAUUGCUUGAAAAUAUACCAGGAUGCGGCUGUGUCAGUGAAGAGGCUAUCACAGAAUGGAUGGAAAGUGACGAAGUUCAUGAAAUGACUGACGAUGACAACGUAGAAAUGGUUGUACAAGAAGAAAUACCAGAAGAAGAGGAGGAGAUCACAGAAAAUCUCAUCCCACACUCAGAAGGAUUUAAAAUGAUUGAGGCAGCUCUUGAGUACAAAAGUCAGCAAGAGGAAGCGACUCUAGCUGAUGUAAUCUACUUGUGUAAGUGGAGAGACAUUGCUUCUCGUAAAAGGGCUGAAAAGCAAAAACAGUUCUCCAUCAAGGACUUUUUCUCAAAAUGA
Molecule: messenger RNA, 555 nt
Organism: Uloborus diversus
Lineage: Eukaryota; Metazoa; Arthropoda; Arachnida; Araneae; Uloboridae
Exons: 2
Coding region: 1-555 (184 amino acids)
Molecular function (GO): nucleic acid binding
Source: RefSeq, a predicted model, not a curated record